This is a messenger RNA of Rotaria sp. Silwood2, 1998 nucleotides long. NCBI's taxonomy places the organism in Eukaryota, Metazoa, Rotifera, Eurotatoria, Philodinida, Philodinidae. The record is from the annotation of a GenBank genome assembly.
AUGAAAGAAAUUUUUAUUUUUCUUCUCUUAUUUCCAUCAUUAAUCAGAUGUGAAUGUGAACCAAAAUGGUUUGGUAGAAAUUGUUCAGAACCAAAUAUAUGUAAUUAUAAUAAUAACAGUCUUUGUCCAGAUGGAUUUGUUUGUAAAAUUACUGAUGAAAAUCAAGAAUGUUUAUCGACAGCAACGUUUGAAGGAAAUUCAAGUAGUUUAAUAGCAACAUUACAUCAUAGUUCAAUAUCAAAAAUAUCAAAUGAAAUAUCAUUUCGUCUUCGUGCACGUUCUCAACAUGCACAUUUAUUAACAAUAAAAAAUUUAUAUACAUCAAAUUAUUUUUCAUUGUAUUUAUUUGGUCAAAAUUUAAUUUAUCGUGAUUCAAUAUUAUUAACAGAUCUUAUUAUUGAAUUAAAUACUAAAGUAUUUGAAGAAUGGACAACAUUUCAUUUACAUUGGUCAGAUUUUUCAACAUUAACAAUUAAUUAUUUAUAUACAUAUACAAUAAAUUUAUCAUUAAAAUCUUUAUUAACAUCAAAUGGUCAAACACAAAUAUUUAUUGGAAAUGGUUUUCGUGGUUGUUUAGAAUAUGUUUUAAUUGGAGAAAAUCUUUAUAUACCAUUUUAUAAUGAUAUUAUAUAUGAAAAUGAUACACGCAAAAAUAAAUUUUUUAUUGAACAAAUUGAAAAUAUUCACAUAAAUAAUUGUACAUUUAAUAAUAUAUGUGAAAAUAUGAAUUGUGGAAAUGGUGAAUGUAUUAAGGAUUUUGAUCGAGGAAAAUGUUUAUGUCAUCAUGGAUGGUAUGGAGAUUUUUGUCAAAUAAAUAUUAAUGAAUGUGAGCAAGGAAAUAAUUGUUCAAUUGAAAAUAGUAUUUGUGAAGAUCAUCUAGAAGGAUAUUAUACAUGUAAAUGUCAUCAAGGAUUUACUGGACAAUAUUGUGAAACAAAUAUUGAUGAAUGUGCAUCAUCUCCUUGUGCUAAUAAGGGCACUUGUAUUGAUUUAAUCAAUAGUUACGAAUGUAAUUGUACCAAUGAUUAUAUAAAUUCAAAUUGUUCAAAAUCAAUAAAUGAUACAUGUUUUGGUCAAUUACACACCUGUAAAAAUAAUGGUACAUGUACAUUAAAAAGUGUUCAUCUUUAUGUUGAUAAUCCUGAAAGUGAAUGCCAAUGUCCUAAUGGUUAUAGUGGUAAAUGGUGUGAAAGUGAUUUAUGUUUGAUGUUAAAUUGUCAAAAUAAUAGUACAUGUCAAAGAUUAUCAAAUGGAAAAGCAAAAUGUUUAUGUACGGAACAAUGGUAUGGUGAUGAAUGUCAAUAUGAUGUAAAUGAAUGCGAAAACCAUCAAACAAAUAUUUGUUUAAAUAAUGGAAUAUGUAUUAAUUAUCCUGGUGGAUAUAUAUGUCAAUGUCAAGAACAUUAUUUAGGAAAACAUUGUGAAAAUAAACAUGUUUGUUUAGAAUCACCCUGUCUUAAUCAGGGUCAAUGUAAAGCUGAUGGUGAACAUUAUUAUUGUGAAUGUUUAACAAAUUUUACAGGUUUCCAUUGUGAUUUAUUAACAUGUGAAUCAAUACCAUGUCAACAUAAUGCAACAUGUAUACCGGAUCUUCAUCAAGGAUUUAUUUGUAAUUGUGAAGGAACAGGUUAUGAAGAUGAGCAAUGUACAACAGAAACUAAUGAAUGUUUUAGUAAUCCAUGUCGAAAUAAUGCAAGUUGUAUUAAUCAGAUAGGUGGAUAUAUGUGUGCAUGUCCAAAGAACUUUAUGGGAGCUCAAUGUGAAAAUAAAGAAAAAUUUUUAAGAUCUCUUAGUUUUUCAUAUCAUUAUAUUAUAUGGCCUAGCAUCGCUAUUUUAUUAUUAAUGAUUAUUAUUCUAUUAACUAUUGUUAUCGGACGUAUACGUGAAAAUCGUCGACUACAAGGAACAUAUAGACCAGCAUUAAAUGAAAGUGGUCAAACUUCACGUGUGGAAUUUAGUAUGAUUUUAAAACCACCACCAGAAGAACGAUUGAUUUAG